Molecule: messenger RNA, 3792 nt
Organism: Darwinula stevensoni
Lineage: Eukaryota; Metazoa; Arthropoda; Ostracoda; Podocopida; Darwinulidae
Source: the annotation of a GenBank genome assembly
AUGGUUGACCAUGACAAGGAAAGAGGAGCAGCCAGAAUGAGCAAAGCAACACGAAUCCAGAUCAAUGAAAUCAAUCCUCAUAUCCUUUGCCCCCUUUGUGGAGGGUAUCUCAUUGAGGCCACCACCAUUGUGGAGUGUCUGCACUCUUUUUGCAGAUCAUGUCUGGUGAAGUACCUGGACAGCAGCCGAUCUUGUCCCAUCUGUGAUGUACAGAUCCAUAAAGCAAAGCCACUGCUUAAUAUCAAAGUGGACAAGACUCUCCAGGACAUUGUCUAUAAGCUCGUCCCAGGACUCUUUCAAAAUGAAAUGCAGAGGAGGAGGACCUUUUAUGCAGAGCAUCCUGAAAACACCCCUAGUGAUAAGGAAGAAAGUGGAGAUGCUUCUGACCAAAGAUACCUUGUCUAUACAGCUGGUGAUCACUUUUCCAUCUCCCUCACAUUGGAAAACCCUCCUCCAGAUACGAAAGUGGUUCCAAGGUUCUUCUUGUGUCCUGCAAUGGUAUCUGUUGGGUCUUUGAAGAAACUCAUCUCCCACAAGUAUGGCUUACCUUCAGUUAGGCAAGUUGUUGUCAGUUUCAAUGAAGAACCACUGGUGGAUGAUGACACACUAAUUGACAUUGCCUACAAUCAUCAGUGGAAGAAGAUCGGGCCCAUGGAUCUUACGUUCCGAAUUGUGGAGAGAGGAAAGAAGAGAAGGAGAAACCAGUGUGGUGUCUUGGCUUUGCAGCCAAUGAAGAAGCGCUUGAAGGACGAAGGCCUGGCGUCUGCGUCCCCGGUGAAGAGAAUCUGUGAUAGGGAGAUUUCCCCUUCCUUGCAAAGGAGUGAUGCAAAAGGGAGCCUUGACACAUCAGUGUCUGUGUCACCGAGUGCCUCUGCUUGUGAUAAGACUCGAGUCUGUGAUAGCAUUGACCGUGAAAAGCCAUGGAAGGAAGUACAGCUUCAAAUCAGUGAGACAGGAAUCAUGAGUUUUUCCCAACCAGCAGGAGAAGCAGGAUCUAAGAGACGGGAGAAAGACAGUGAAAGAGACGAGGAAGAUGGUAAGUCCACAUCUGUUAAUGCGUCAGUUGGCUACAAGACGUUGAAGGUUCCGCCCAAAUCUUGGAAUCCAAGUGUGAGUCCAAGUGCAUCUAAGGGGCAACCAAAGGUGAAUGCUCCAACUCCAGUUGAGCUCACACUUCCCAAGCCACCAAAAAUCUUCAAAGUCAAGCACAUGCCUCGAUAUCUUCAACAGAAGGCUCAUGUUGAAGACUUAAUGCAGAUGAGGACCCAAGACCAGGAGCAACCCAAACAUGCUGGCAGUUUUUCCCAAACCCACAAGGCCAAACCAUCGUCCAUCAAAGUAUUGCAGAGCAGUGUGGCAUCACCUAAUGUGACUGGUGUUACAGCCAAGACUUCGGCUUUAUUGAAUGCUUUUGCAUCUGUGCCUGUGACUUCCUCUGCAGAUGUAACAUCAAGAAGCUCAACUGUGACAACAUCUUCUUUGCCAAUUGAAACAAAGUCAUCACUGGUGGUAUCUUCUACAUCUGCUUCCAAAACUUACACUGUCAAGACUUCAACAGCUUCGCUCCCACGAAAUUCAACUGUUUCUGUAUCAUCCCCAUUGACCACUGUUGCCAAAUCCCCAGUUGCAACCACAUCUACAUUGACCACUGUUGCCAAGUCCCCAGUUGCAAGCACUACUCCUACACUGAAAUUUGCAACUCCCACUUCUGUGACCAUGACAGCUUCCUCCUCUCUCACUGCACCAGUCGAUGGUUUUUCUCCAGAGGCAUCUUUGAGCACCCAUGCUAGUUCUUCCAAUGCUGUUACAGCAAAGACCUCCGAUGCAUUGGCAUAUGCCUCUAAAACAUCAACUGUCACAACUUUGUCGAUGCCAAGAAUGGCACCCAUUCCUAUUGCCCCCAAGUCUCCUGCCAUUACGACUUGUGGUUCCAAUGCACGAAAGCCAAAUGUUACAACUUCAUUCAUUACAAACCCUUCAAGUAUUGGCACGUCCAAAAUACCUGGCACAACCAGUGGCACUGAUUGCCUCCCUACUCCAUCAGCUAGUAUAAGUGGAUCAUCUGGAGGCAUGACAAAGGUGACCAUGAGCAGUAAGACUGCCCGUCCUGUGACUUCAAGUAGAACUUCAGCUAUACCAAAUGUGUCACAAGUUGUAACAGCCACAUCGGGUGCAACACAGAAGGAUUCUCUCCCAGUCACAAUUUCAAGUGCCAGCUCCACUUGUAAGAUAUCUGGAAGUACAGUUUUGGAGAGCAUAAUAUCCUCCCCAUCAACUGGAAACAGAACUAUCAGUGUUCCCACACCCAAGAGUACUUUGUCUUCCAUGGCUGGAACACACAGCCCUAGAUCCUCAUUGGAAACAGCUCGACAUAGUCCCUCAAAAGCUUCAAUGCUAAAGACAGAAGGGAUGUUGUUGCCAUUUCUUCCAAUGAUGCAUUCCCCAACUGGUGUGUCAUCAUCCUUGACCCCACCCCCCUCAUCGCCUCAUCCAUUCCAUACACUUGUGUCCCUGGCAUCGUCCCCAAUCCCAACAUACACGACCAUUGGUCAACCGCCACCCAUUCGUGCCUUUUCCUAUUCACCUCCGUUACCACAUGCAGCUGCUUACUAUCACCAUCACCAUCAUCACCACCCUCACACUCACUCUCACCUUCCUUCCCUAUUAUCUCCCUCAGGCCCUCCCAUGUUUUCUUUCCCACCUCUUCCUCGUUCCUUGACCCCUCCCCUCAUCUUUCCCCCUCCAUUCCUUCAUGAUGGGGUGGGGAUGAGGCCUGCUUUGAAUCAUUCACCCCCUUCAGUUCAACGGAUGCCUGGGAACGUAACAAGGAUUUCUCGAGCCCCAUCCAUUCCCUCGAAGUCUCCAGUGGCGGCCAGCUCCUCUCCUAAAAAUGAGGAUUCAUGUUCAAGCAAGGCUGGAAAGAAGCCUACCAAAGAGCAAGAAUUUCCUCAAAAAGGUAAAGAAGAAAAAUCUGAGGAGAGGGCAUCUCUGUUGUGCCAAGAAAACCAGGGGAAGUCAACAGGUGAUGAACAUAUUCCACCUGGAAAAACUUCUGACCAGAAGGACCUCUUGGAACACUCCAAAGAAGAGGCACCCAAGAAUCUCAAGUCUGCUGAAAGCAUUGAGUCUACAAAGGAAGCAGAGAAGACUGCUGCAAAGGAAGGGAAUACUGAGUCAAAUGCCAUUGAGAGCCUUGAAAAGGAAUCUGUACCAAAGGGGGAAGAUACUGUGAACAAGACCAAAUCUGAGACUAAAGAGGAAGAAAGAAGAAUUGAAGAGAAUACAACAGGUGGCGAAAAGAAAGGCGAGAACAUAUCAGAAAGAGGAAGCAAGAAUGAGGAAAGGUCAGGAGAGGAUGUCACAAAAGACCGAGAGUCCACCCCGUCGUAAUCUGGUUAUUCAUCCUUCCACUACCUGUUGAAUUUUGAAAGAUAGAAGAGAGAGAAUAUCUAUAGCCUAUUUUGGAAUGGUACAAAGUCUUUGAUAUUGGGAAGUUUUUCCAACCUGUUUUUUCUUGCUUAGCUUUGCUAUCCUCUGUGUUUGCUUUUCUUGCCUCCUCAAUGAGGAGGAGUCGUCAGAUGAUGUUUAUUUUUUUUAUAUAAGUUUUUUCUCAAUCCCUGGCCUCAUUUUGAUUCCCUUCCUCGAGGGUCAGGUCGAGAAACGUUGAGCUGCGUGUCUAGUCGCCGGCGGGUCGUGUCGGAUGAUGAUUGUGCGAGGCCAGGCUCUGUAUCUAUGUCUUGUUCUUGUAGGAGAAAGAAGCCAAUAAUAAAGAGCGAAUUUAUUCCCUCCCCU